This is a messenger RNA of Neurospora tetraspora, 970 nucleotides long. RefSeq lists its product as uncharacterized. NCBI's taxonomy places the organism in Eukaryota, Fungi, Ascomycota, Sordariomycetes, Sordariales, Sordariaceae. Bases 214 to 693 code for a protein of 159 amino acids. The transcript has a single exon. The record is from RefSeq and is a predicted model, not a curated record.
CCCAAUUAUCAAGCCAUGGUUAUGAGGGGAUUCCUGCACUGUAUAUGUAGUGUAUGAGGUUAUACAGAUAGGGAGGCACAUACUGGACCAGAAGUCUGGCCAUCCAUGCAUGCCCUGAUAAUCUGACAACAACACUCGCCUGUGCAACUUUGAAAUGGGCGGGACGUCGUUCGCUGGUCGGGUCUUACCGUCGACCGGCCAGAAUCCAACAUCAUGCGCAACUCUCACACCUCGCCUUCUUCGCCGAACUUCUGUUUCCUUCCUUUGCCGGUCAAACGGGUGCCUUUCCCAUUCGCAUCAAGGCAGUCAAAAGCAAGUUCCAUCAAGCAUCUCGCGUCUCCGCGGCGACUCGCACGAAUCUCGCCUCACCUUUUCCCUCCUUCUCCCACCCCCAAGUCCGACGUUCGCACUCUGCCGUGGUGGCUCCCCAGCGCCGCUCCAGCCGCCGGUAGAGCGCUCACGGCGCCAGUUGGACAAUUCAAUUGCGCAUCAAUUGACAAAGUAGCCUGGACCCAUUGUAAACGGAGACAGGACCGUGAGGGAUUGAGGGACCAUGUAACUGCGCUAACGCAAGGCAAAAAAAAGAGUGAGAGAGUUCCACUCUCCCCCUUGAACGUGCUUUUGGCUGUUGGAGACUUUCAGAGGACUCGUCUCUUCAGAUGCGUGACAUUUUCAAAAUCCAAAUCGAGCUAAUCAGCUCGUGGCGAUAACCUUCAAGUGAGGUUGUCGAAUCAUGUGGCGGGGCUUAGAAAGAACUCCGCUUAUGUGCAUGUGCCAUAGCAUGCCGAAGCAUGCUUUUGAUGUUCAAUGCUUGAUGCAAAUGCACCUCUGCCAUGUUCAUCAUGUCUUGUCUUUGACUCUUUUCGACGUCGAACAGAGAGCCUUUUUUGUGUUUUUGUUUCUCCUGGAUGAAAGAGACAGAUCGUGACUCUUUUCUGUCGUGCGGCACGCGGCUUGUCAUGACAUUGGA